AUGGGUUUUGGUGAAAUUUGGAUGAAUUGGAUGGAGGCGCUUAUUUUUUCAAGUCAUAUGUCGGUAUUGGUGAAUGGUAGCCCGACAAAAGAGUUUGUGGUAGAAAGGGGUUUGAGACAAAGAGAUCCUCUUUUUCCUUUCCUUUAUGUCAUAGUAGCGGAAGGUCUUAAGGGUUUGGUGAAAAAAGCGGUGGAGAAUGGGGAUUUUAAGAGUUUUGAUAUUAAUAGGGUGUGUAGCAUUGAUAUUCUCCAAUUUGCGGAUGAUACUUUGUUAGUUGGAGAUGGUAGUUGGAAUAACAUUUGUGCGAUCAAAUCGGUAUUGAUGGCGUUUGAGAUUGUUUCGGGUCUUGGCAUUAAUCAUCAUAAAAGAAAGUUGAUUGGAGUUAAUAUUAAUUCUAAUUUUUUGGAUCUUGCUUCUCACUUUCUUUCAUGUAGGUUGGAGGAAAAAAAAUUCACCUUCCUUGGCAUUCAAAUAGGUGCUAACCCGAGGAGGAUUGCAACUUGGAGGUCUCUUGUUAUCAAGUUAAAAAAAGACUUUCUUCUUGGAAGGUGCGAUUUCUUAGUUUUGGUGGCCGAUUAA
Molecule: messenger RNA, 579 nt
Organism: Vicia villosa (hairy vetch)
Lineage: Eukaryota; Viridiplantae; Streptophyta; Magnoliopsida; Fabales; Fabaceae
Exons: 1
Coding region: 1-579 (192 amino acids)
Source: RefSeq, a predicted model, not a curated record